UUGUCAGUUCAUCAGUUGUCUCUGAUGACAUGAAAGAAAAAGUCUAUUUUUAUCAUGAUUUGACAUUGAGACUGAGUGGAGUGAUCAUCGAGUGAUUGCUGAAGUGCUGAAAUCAUGAACCAAGGUUUCCCUAAAUGAGUGAAAAGAUUCUGUUCUUGAGCCAGCUGGCUCAUUAUGUCCCGUAGUUUACUUAAAAGCUGCGAGUUACUCAUUGUCCUAACUGUGACUACCUUCUUCUUCUCCUGGUGCUUACUGAUCGCUUUUGAAACUGAUGGAAAAAGCACUAGAAAUUUGGUGCAGCGUAGACCUAAAAACUCACUGUACAAACUUGGAGUGAUAGUCCCUUUUCGAGAUAGAUUCGAUGAAUUGCUUGAGUUUGUUCCACACUUGCAGAUGUUCCUGAAUAACCAGAGUGUUUGGCAUCAAAUUUAUAUUGUGAAUCAGAUAGACGACUACAGGUUUAACAGAGCAAGUUUGAUCAAUGCUGGAUUUCUGUUCGCCACAUCAGGAUCUGAAUCUUGCGAUUACAUUGCAAUGCAUGACAUUGAUCUCCUUCCAUUGAACCAACAGCUGCGCUACUCGUUCCCCGCUGCAGGACCACUGCAUUUGGCUGCUCCUCACUUGCAUCCCAAGUAUCACUACAAGACUUUCGUCGGAGGAAUUCUGCUGAUUUCAAAGGACCACUUUAUUCAAGUGAAUGGAAUGAGUAACAAAUAUUGGGGCUGGGGCCUCGAAGACGAUGAAUUUUACGUUCGCCUGAAACAAGGUGGUUUGACAAUUCAUCGCCCUGGAAAUCUAUCUACUGGUAUUAAUAACACUUUCAGGCACUUUCACAAUCCCAGACGGAAACGAGACUACUUGAAGUGCUUCAACCAGCGUGAAAGCACACGCAAAAGGGACAGAAUCACUGGCUUAAACACGCUUCAGUACUCCCUUGUUUCGACCCGCUCCUUCCUGGUGGAUCACUCGGCUCCAGUAACUGUACUCAACGUUCGGCUUUCCUGCGAUGAAAAACUAACGCCCUGGUGCAAAUGCCCUGGCAAGAAACCUUCACUACAAACAAAUAACGAUAAAAAUGAAGGUAAAAGCGGAAAAGUUAGUUGAAUUGACCGUACAUGGCUCGACAAAGAAUGGCUAGUUUCUUUUUACGCGAGGAAAAUUCCAGGUCCUGCCCAACCUGAAUUGUUCCUGAGCGAAUAUUUAUGGCCCAUUGGCGCUACAGUUUUGCGACUUGUGGGUCCACUAUCUAAUCAUGUGUGAAACCAUGGUUAUGAUGCAACCUAGAGGAACUGUUGUUGUAUUCAGCGGCAAUAAAUUUGUUGUUGUUUUUUUGUAAUAGGAGAGUUGUGUCAUAAUCUCCUCAAAGUUUUGUAUCAGCACAAAAACAAUCAAGUCAAGGUCAUAAAAUUUUUUUAAGCGCAGCUGUGAUCGAUAAUCUUCCUAACAGUUUUUCUGCAAUCCAGUUGAGGCAUUUUUGUUGCCAAGCAAACCUUCAUGUAUUCUCCUUUUGCUAAUUUCUCAACUUUCGCUGUUUCUACUAGAAGAUGGCCUGUGUUUGAGCUUGUGUUUCAAAAUUUUUAUUCUCUGUGAAGGAAAACUUUGCAAAUCUUCAUACGGCUAUUUUAGAUUGUCGAUCUUUGGAGCUCUGUCUGUCAAAAUCACAAUAUCACAUGAUUCAAGUUUUUAUACUAAUUUAUUGAAUGAUAUUGUGUAAGCGAGAUGCUCCCUAGUAGUCUUCUAUUGGUUGACUCAUCAACCAGUUUUGGUGCUAGUCUGAUGAGGAAUCCCCUCUUUCCCGUUCCUCUUUCUUUUGACCGGGAAGAAUCGGACAUUUUAGGUGUUUGAUUUUCGUAAGAAUUCUGUACUUUACAAUUCUUUACCUCAGUUGUCUUUUGUUUUGUAAUCAUGGCUUGUCCAGCUGUAAUUCUAUUGUUUUUCUUUGACUUGUGUCCAUUCAUUGCACAAAAUGAAGAAUAAAAUUAAGUUCUGUCUGCUCGAUUAAGUUGAAGCAUGAAAGAAAGAGACUCAGAAAAGGCUCGGCCAUCAGGCUCACACAGCACAGAGUGAAGCCUGGGUCAACAAUGGGAUCAAAGAGGUAGCGUUCCUGCUCGUACCACUUCUUUAUCUCGGCAAAAAAUUCUGUGAAGCGAUCUAGCAAGUAGGUGGGACCCUAAAUCCAGCGUGUAGGGAUGCAGGAAGUUUGUGAAUACAUCCCUUGACCACCCAGUUGCAUGAUAGAUUUUCCUUCGUUUUUUUUUUCAAAAUUAAUGAAUGAUGUAAGCAAUUCGAAGCAUGGAAGUAACAUCUACGCCUGAAGGAAUAUUUCAGGAAAGCUACUGAAGUUCCCUGUCUACUGGAAAGAUAUUUAAUAUAAAAAAAAUUAUCAAUAUAAAAUAAUAAAUGACCCAGACAACAAAUUGAUCAGAGGAAUUUUAUGGAGACAAUUUUUAUCGCUGAAAAGAAAUCAGUUGAUAAAAGAGUGUUUUACUUCAUUCAUUGAUUCUGAAAGAACGAAAACAAUUAAACACACAAGCAAGAAAUUUGAUAAAUAUUGAUGUAUGAUUUGUUGGGACCUUGCUCCCAAUCGACUUCUACCUAAAAGCAGUUAAAGGUCCGUAGGUCUACAAUUAUUUGGUCUACUGUUUGUAGGU
This is a messenger RNA of Bemisia tabaci, 2651 nucleotides long. Its product is annotated as beta-1,4-galactosyltransferase 7. Gene Ontology annotation, cellular component: Golgi apparatus. Gene Ontology annotation, biological process: proteoglycan biosynthetic process; carbohydrate metabolic process. The record is from RefSeq and is a predicted model, not a curated record. Gene Ontology annotation, molecular function: xylosylprotein 4-beta-galactosyltransferase activity. NCBI's taxonomy places the organism in Eukaryota, Metazoa, Arthropoda, Insecta, Hemiptera, Aleyrodidae.